CUGUUCUCUUCUUCUUCUUUCUCCUCCUCAGCAUAAAAUCAUUUUUUUUUUCUCUUUUUUAACUUUUGUCUUCUUUACUUUCUCUUUUCAAAGUUCUUCUUCUUCUGAGUCUUUUUUUUCCCACUGGUUUUAUUCUCUGAUUCGUCUUCUUGUAAAGUUCUCUUUCAAAGCUUCCAUUAAUGGCAGACAUAAUCAAUCUCCCUAUGGAACAGCUUCAAGACCUUGAGUAUUGUAUAGACUCUAACCCUCCUUGGGCGGAAACUAUCAUAUUGGCAUUUCAAAACUACAUCUUGAUGUUGGGGACUACUGUCAUGAUACCAGUGGCACUUGUCCCACUAAUGGGAGGAUCUGAUGGUGACAAGAUACGAGUGAUACAAACACUACUAUUUGUAUCUGGCAUAAACACACUUCUACAAGCAUUGUUUGGAACCAGGUUACCGGCAGUAGUUGGUGGUUCUUCUGCCUAUCUUGUACCUAUCCUUUAUAUUAUCGGAGACUCAUCUCUACAACGAAUCACUGAACCUCAUGAAAGAUUUUUACAAAGUAUGAGGGCAACUCAAGGAGCCCUGAUUGUUGCUGCAAGCUUACAGAUCAUACUGGGAUAUAGUCAAGUAUGGGGGCUUUUUUCGCGGUUUUUCAGCCCUCUCGGUAUGGCACCUGUUGUCGGAUUGGUUGGUUUGGGGUUAUUUGAGCGUGGGUUUCCUGUGGUGGGCAACUGUGUUGAGAUUGGGAUUCCUAUGCUCUUGUUAGUCAUCGGAUUGUCACAGUACCUGAAGCACAUUAGGCCUUUCAAGGAUGUCCCAAUAUUUGAACGGUUUCCGGUACUGAUCUGUGUCACGAUCAUUUGGGCCUACUCCCAUGUCUUGACCGCAGGUGGGGCCUACAAAAAUAGACCUAAUGUAACCCAAGUGAGCUGUCGCACUGACAAAGCCAAUCUCAUAUAUGACGCACCUUGGUUCAAGUUUCCUUAUCCUCUUCAAUGGGGCGCACCAACUUUCAGUGCAGGUCAUUCAUUUGCUAUGAUGUCUGCAGUUUUAGUGUCUAUGAUAGAGUCAACUGGCGCAUACCAGGCAGCAUCCCGCUUGGCAAUUGCAACUCCACCUCCCGCGUAUGUUUUGAGCCGAGGAAUUGGUUGGCAGGGUAUUGGGAUAUUGCUUGAUGGUCUUUUUGGAACUUUGACUGGUUCUACCGUAUCAGUGGAGAAUGUGGGGCUUCUUGGAUUGACCCGAGUAGGCAGUCGAAGAGUAGUUCAAAUAUCAGCAGGUUUCAUGAUAUUUUUUGCUACGAUGGGAAAAUUUGGAGCUCUCUUUGCAUCUAUUCCUUUUCCCAUAUUUGCCGCACUAUACUGUGUUCUGUUUGGUCUUGUGGCUUCGGUCGGGUUAUCCUUCCUUCAGUUCACAAACAUGAAUUCUAUGAGAAAUCUCUUUAUCCUUGGGAUAUCACUUUUCCUCGGGAUAUCUGUCCCCCAGUAUUUUAAUAACUUCUGGUUAACUGCACACCAUGGGGCUGUUCACACUCGUGCAGGAUGGUUUGAUGCCUUCUUAAACACCAUUUUCGCAUCUCCACCGACCGUGGGAUUGAUUGUUGCGGUGGUUCUUGAUAACACACUAGAAGUUGAAAAGUCAAAGAAGGAUCGAGGAAUGCCGUGGUGGGUAAAGUUUAGAACUUUCAGAGGUGAUAACAGAAAUGAAGAGUUCUACACUUUACCAUUUAAUCUCAACAGGUUCUUUCCACCCACUUAACAAAGAAAAGAAUGAAAUUCUAACUAGUAGGUAGACAAGGAGGGGGAGGAAGUGAGAUCUUUUGCAAUCCCACGGUGGGUCAGUUUUUGAAAAUUGCCGUUAAUGAUCCAGAAUGUAAUCCAUCUCCAAUCUUUCUCUUCUGUAUUUUUUGUGGACUUAUUGUCCAAAAAAUCUAAAUAGGGCUGUAGAGAAAUUAAUCCAAAAUACUUUGUAGAGUUUCUAGUGUAAUAAAAAAAAAAGGAAAUUAAUUACCAGCA
Messenger RNA from Papaver somniferum (opium poppy), 1999 nucleotides. Its product is annotated as nucleobase-ascorbate transporter 1-like. Gene Ontology annotation, cellular component: membrane. Gene Ontology annotation, molecular function: transmembrane transporter activity. Bases 180 to 1742 code for a protein of 520 amino acids. The record is from RefSeq and is a predicted model, not a curated record. Gene Ontology annotation, biological process: transmembrane transport. The transcript is spliced from 14 exons. NCBI's taxonomy places the organism in Eukaryota, Viridiplantae, Streptophyta, Magnoliopsida, Ranunculales, Papaveraceae.